CAUACACACAAAUAUAUACAUAUAUAUACAUAUACAAAUAGAAUACAUUUUAAGGAGGGAGUGGCAUGUUUUUACCGCAAUUAAAAAUUCACAGUGUUUUGAAACCAGCAUCCGAGACCAAAUACCGAUCGUAAAUUUUGCUCAUUGUGCUGCAUGUGUAUGAGUGUCUCUAUAGUUUAUGUGUGUGUGCCUAUUUAAUAAAAUGACAAAGAAUAAAAACCAAUACAAAGCGAAAUGCCAAAAGAAGGCGAUUCCUGGAAAUAGAGCGAACGUUGUAACGAAUCAAUCGACGCCACCAGCAUGCAUGCUAACGCCACCGGCAACGCCGCCCACGCAUGCAAAUAUUAAUGUUGGAUUAGACAACAAAAACAAUUUCGAUAUGUACCCCAAGCCGCCAAGGAAUCCAUGGGAACGCGAGCUUAUCGGCAACUUUCUGCUAAAGAUGGCUGAAAAGCAAGUGGUCAGUGCUCGCAGCGGCUGGUUUGUGGACAAAUAUAAGUUGCGCUGCGAAUUUAGGGCGCAUCUGCUCGAUGAGCCCAAUGGAAAUGAGAUGCAUGCAAAGCUAUCCUCUAACAAUUGUGCUUACAAUAUCGGUUCACUGUUGCAGCGCACAAAUUUCUUGAUGAAUACGCCGCGUGGUAACUCCAACUACCGCAUCAAGGACUUGGCACUUAUGGAGUUUCGUAAGGAAAAGUAUAAUGCUAUGGACGAGAGGCAGCGGCAAAACGAUUGUGUCGAUGUCAGCGAUAAAGCGGACAACUCCAUUGAUGGAUCCAUAACUCAAAAACUAACGCUGGAUGAGAAUGCUGAGUCGGUGCCCUUAAUGUAUCAAAAAACGCAGAAACAACAACGAAACGCUGACUUUGAGCUCAGCUCGCUUGGUUGUUAUAUCUGUCAAAGUAAUUUUGAUAGCAUUGAGAAGUACGAAGAGCAUAUUGAGUAUCAUGGCGAUGAGUCGGACUUUGAAUCGCUAAGGGCAAUGGCAAAGAACCCGGAGCCGAUGAUCAAACUGUCGUAUCAAACGUGUGUCGAUAGCCAUUACUUUGCUUUUACGCUGGAGACACAACUGAAGCAGCAGCAGUUGACCAUUGAGAAGUUCAUCAUUGUGCAGUCGCGACAAUUCUAUUAUGUGUCCAAUAAUCGUUUGCUGGACGUGGAUGAGAAUCAGCAGACUGAUCGUCAAUUGUACUUUGUGGACUCGCAUGUGUUUAUGAUUCUACGUGAACAGCCCAUAGUCAUUUGCUUUAGUCAGCUGGUGAAUGGACAGCGUCAGCACUAUGUGGAGCAGCAUCAUUUUAUGCGCACCGAGGCGCUGCCCAAGGCCAAUUUCAAUGUGAAUCCAUACAGAUUGUCGAGCAAGAAGCUGUUUCGCAGUGGACGCCUGGAGCCGGCCAUACCGCCGCCUGCGGUGGUAUCAGCGGUUAAGCGCGAUGCCUACGAGGCGGAGCAGCGCUUGGUGGAGUUUAACAAAGAGUAUCGCAACUAUUGUGAGCUGCAGCGGCAGUUUACAUUGUCGAAUAUAUUUGGCACAUUGCGCACGCUGCUGCAAGUGGAGGAUAUAGAGCGACUGCAGUGCUAUGUGGCGCUCAAGCAGUCCAAGAUGGAGCUGCAUCAGUUUGGCAAGGAGUUGAGCGUAAAGCUGCAGCCGAAUGCGCGUAAUAUAAGCGCCGAGGAUGUGCUCUCACCCGGCGAUGAUGUGCUGAUCAUCAAUGAACGCAGCCAGACUGUGCCGCAGACGGAGCUGUUCAAGGCAAACAGCAUGCGUCAGCUGCUGGAUAAUAAUGGCAUUUUAUUGGAGCUGGCGCUUAAAGAUUUCGAUGCAUUGAUUGAAUGGGGACGUAAGAUGAAUGAGCUGUUUGGACAGCCGGAGAAGGAGCGACGCGAGCCGCGUGUUUACUUUGCACGCGUGCUGGGCGUCUCGGCGCAGCGUGUCAACAUCACCUGUGAUCGUCAUCUGCCCGAGAACACCACCUAUUCCUUGGUCUUUCGUCCGGUGCGCGCUGUGCUGCGUUAUCAGUAUCGCGCUCUGAACCAGCUGAAGUUGACAACAGUGGAGCAUGUGCAGCGUUUGCUGUUCCCGCCGGUCGUCAGCAAGGAGCCCUUGGCGCUAGGUGCGCUCUGUCUGCAUAAUGCAUGCAUUGGCACUAAUCCGGAGCAGCAUCAGGCUGUGCAGCAAAUCGCUUUGUGUAAGAAACUGCCAGCACCUUAUAUCGUAUUUGGACCGCCCGGCACAGGCAAGACGGCCACCAUUUGUGAGGCCAUCUAUCAGCUGUUUGUGCGUCGUCCCGAAACGCAUAUUCUGGUGCUUGCCGGCUCGAACACGGCCUGCGAUGAGAUCGCUUUGCGACUGCUGCGCGCCAUUGCCAAUGCCAAUCUGCCCACUCAGCCGCGUCCGUUGACGCGCAUCUUUGCCGCCAGCUGCGAUCGACGCAUAGACAACAUUGAUGAUCUGCUCCUGGAGUACUCCAACAUGUAUGCGCUGCACUUUUAUCCGCAUGUGCAGACCGUACACGACUAUCGCAUUGUGGUGUGUACGCUCAGUUUGGCGGGCAAGCUGUCGACGGGCGGUUUUGGUCGCGAUGAGAAUAAGCAGAGCGUCUUCUCACAUGUCUUUGUGGAUGAGGCGGCGGCUUCGACAGAGGCAGAGGUGCUUAUGGGCAUUACCUGCACCAUGGCAGCAUCGACCAAUUUAAUAUUGUCUGGCGAUCAUAAGCAAUUGGGUCCGGUGCUGCAGUCGCAGCGUGCCGGAGAUUGGGGCUUGGCAGUUUCGCUGUUUGAUCGUCUGCUGCAGCGCGAGUGCUACCGUUUGGACGAGAAUGGUGAUUACAAUGUGGCCGUACAAACGCGUCUGCGACGUAAUUAUCGUUCCCAUCCGGAGAUUGUCUCGCUCUACAGCAAUCUGUACUACAACAGCGAACUCCAAUCGGAGGCGGCAUUGGAGAAUGUUUGCCUUGCUAAGAAUUGGUUUCAUACGCCCAAUGAAAACUUCCCCAUUAUGUUUCAUUCCGUCUUCGGCACUACCAUGAAUGCCCAGAGUUCGCUUAGUCUGUGCAACAAUAAGGAAAUCGAUGCUGUUAUGGAUUAUGUCAAGGACCUUAUGUAUUUUGGCAUUGAUGGUGAAAAGCUGAAGCAAACAGACAUUGGCAUUAUAUCGCCGUAUAAGAAUCAGUAUCAGCGCAUCCAGGAGCAGCUCAACAUGCGCAACUGGCAUCAUAUUGAUUGUGGCUCGGUUGAACUGUUUCAGGGCAAAGAGAAGCAAAUCAUAAUUGUUUCCUUUGUGCGUUCGUUUACAGAAAAACUUGGUUUCCUCAAUAAUAGUCGGCGUCUAAAUGUUUUACUUUCGAGGCCCAUGUCUUUGCUCAUUUUGAUUGGCAAUCCGCGCACGUUGAGUAAAAAUGAUGAGUUUCGUCAUAUUAUUGACAUGUGUCGCGAUCGCAAGACCCUUGUGGGUGCACCCUAUUUCCCCGAUGACGUCAAGUUGAACGAGGCGAACUUGACGCCAAAUACACCGCGCAGCACUGGGCCAAGGCAGACGCAGACGCAGAGCACAGCAAGUGAGGAUUUGCAGUCAUUGGGACAGACAUUGAAGCGAACUACUUUGCGAAAUAAAAUCCAGCUUUCGGCGGCUACUAAAAUGGUUCACAACAAGGAGGAGCUGCUUCAGAUGGUUAACAACAAAGAAGAGUUGCUCAAGCAGACGGCACCUGCAACUAAACCCGCUGCACCCAGCAAAGCCACCGAGCUGGACAAGCUGUUUGAAGAGCUGCCAAGUGUGCCGCGAUUUGUGGACAAUGAAUCGGAAGCAGUGCGUAGCAUAAGAGCACAAAUACAGGCGCUAAAAAUGCAGCAGAAGUCCGCAAGCACAGCUACAACGCCCAUUCCAGAAGUGCUUAAAUCUCCGACUGUAUCGCCAACUGCUGCAGCAGCAACUGCAGCAAGGCCAGCUACGGUGACUGUUACUGCAACAAGAGCAACAUUUUCAAUGCAGUCGCAGCCAUUGUCGGAUCGGGCCAGCGAGGCCUUUGAGGUCUUACAUAUACCCAGUGCGCCACCAGCAAGUCCGGGCGUAAAGCGAGCAACGCAGUACUCUCACAUUCCCACGGGCAGUGCACGCUUCCAUAAUCCAGGCACCCAGGGCAAUGGCGUCCCUCAACGCACCACAUUGCCGCCGGAGUAUGCUCGUCCGCCGCCAUUCUACUAUAGAGCACAUAUUGGGCAGCCUACACCAUCUGCACCGCCGCCGCGUGAAGAAAAGAAAAAAAGCAAUUGUGUCAUUUCAUAAUUUCACAAUUUUACCUGUAGCAUUCUUAAAGCUACAUAUUAGAAGAAUUGCAGUGUGACAAUAACAAUAUUAUUGUCCAUGUAAUUCUUUUCGAGACUUUUGCUGUUUGUAUCAUGUUGCAACGACGCUAUGCGCUGCCACAUGCCA
Molecule: messenger RNA, 4429 nt
Organism: Drosophila busckii
Lineage: Eukaryota; Metazoa; Arthropoda; Insecta; Diptera; Drosophilidae
Exons: 10
Coding region: 179-4282 (1367 amino acids)
Biological process (GO): regulatory ncRNA-mediated post-transcriptional gene silencing
Cellular component (GO): cytosol; P granule
Molecular function (GO): RNA binding; 5'-3' RNA helicase activity
Source: RefSeq, a predicted model, not a curated record